Molecule: messenger RNA, 2822 nt
Organism: Schistocerca nitens (vagrant locust)
Lineage: Eukaryota; Metazoa; Arthropoda; Insecta; Orthoptera; Acrididae
Product: loricrin-like
Exons: 4
Coding region: 27-1280 (417 amino acids)
Source: RefSeq, a predicted model, not a curated record
CACACCACAACACAGCACAGCACGCCAUGGACGCGGCCCUCCACCACCUGCAGCCGCAGCAGCAGACUCGCCGGCACCGGGUUGCAGCCGUGAAGCCGCCGCGCCCGCCAGUGGCGCCUCUGGUGGUGGCCGCGGUAACCGCCGCAGCAGUGGCAUCCCUCCUCGCUCCUCCGUGUGCGGCCAUCACAAUCUCGCCUGUGCCUGUGCCCGGGGCGCCCCCGAAGGAGCCGCGCCAGAUGGUGGGCCGCGCGCGGUUCCUGCAGGGCGAGGAGGCGCGCCAGGUGCGCAGCGCCGCCAGCGCCGGGCCCAACCUGUACUCGCCGGCCGUGGUCAGCGGGCCGGCCGCCCAGCUGGAGAGGGUGCGCGCCCCCUACGACUACUACCCCAAGUACCACCCCUCGGCCGCGGGGUCGCCGCCGGGGGACGAGGACCGCCUCGACAGAGCGGACAACUGCCUGGACGGCAGAGGUGGCGGUGGGCACAGCCACGGUCCAUGGCGCCCUGGUGGCGGCGGCACCAGCAGCUGGGGCCACGGCUGGGGGCCGGCUGGAGGCGGCACCUGGUCUGGCGGGGGCGGCGCUGGGAGUGGCAGCUAUCCUGGUGGGGGCGGGCGCCCCCGUGCCGGGAGCGGAGGCUUCUCCGGUGGGACGCGGCCCGGCGCUGGCGGUGGGAGCUUUCCCCAUGCCGGCCACGCCGGCUUCCAUCCUGGGGGCGGCGGGGGCUGGUACAACCAGAGGCCCAGCUUCCACCCCAGCAGUAGCGGCGGCAGCUAUCCCAGCGGAGGCGGAGGCUCGUACCCUAGCGGUGGCGGCGGAGGCUACCCCAGUGGAGGCGGUCACUACCCAGCUCCAGGUGGAACCCACCACGGCGGGGCAGGUGCGCGACCUCACGGUGGUCGCUACCCCACAGGGCCCGUUUAUCCUAGUGGUGGUGGUGGUUAUCCCGGGUACCCUGGAUAUCCGAGUGGGGGUGGAAGCUACCCUAGUGGAGCGGGUCACGGCGGGUAUCCUAGUGGUGGUGGUGGUGGUGGUGGCGGUGGUGGCUACCCUAGCGGGGGUGCUGGCUACCCCAGCGCAGGCGGUGGCAGUGGAGGCUACCCCAGUGGCAGUGGGGGCUACCCCAGUGCUGGGGGCGGCUACUACCCAAGUGCUGGGGGCUGCAGUGGGCGGUGCCACCCCACUCACCCCACUGCAGGAACGGGAGGCAGCAGCGGACCACACCUCGGAGGGGGAACCGUCGGGUUUUAUGGAAGGCGGAAGAAGAGCCACUGGUCUAAGUAAAUGCACGACCUGCCUCUCUCAUACUCAGUUCCCAAUGUACUUUUAUCUGGACUCCAUUUCUGCAGCUAUUCUAAAAAGGGGCAAGGCAUCGCCAUUACCUGCCAAGUUCGGUGAGAAUUAAUCGUAUUUUAGCAUAAGAUCUAGCAUAGUUAGACCCAUAAAGACUGUAAUUUAUUUAGGCUUUUUGUUAAACAUUGUUAUUUGUAGUACGCACUCCACUGAUGCAUAUCGAAUAUAACAUCGACAUUUCUCGUUUCUUCACAGUUCGUUAGCUGACGGCAAGUGAUACAACGAACCCUAUUUGUAAGUUUUCUUACAUCACAAAUACCUAAUAUAAUGUUGAUAUACCUCAGCUGUCACCGUCAGGUUUCGGUCUACUGUUGAAGGCAAAGUUUAAUUCCUAAUUUACUUACGCGUUUUUAAUUUAUCCAUGUUUAGAUGUAAGACCGUUGGGGUACUCGACCUGAAAAAUGAAAUGGAUGUUAAACCACACACCAUACAAAAGCACUGAGUUGACGCCUUUCAAAAUAACGUAUCCUCCAUCAUUUGGAAACAUCUACACACAAGAAUCUUUGUUGCACGGAACACACAAACUCUCAUCCACGAUAAGUCUUAGCACGGAUGCACAUUUCUAAAUGCUGGAUACACAUUUCUAAAUCAUUCCAUGUAAUGAGGUCUUGUUUACAGAUGUUUCCGAUGGUGAAGGCUCGUUCCUUCGAAACACGUUAAAUUACUGCUUCUACAUCACGUGUGGGCCCUACAUUUUUCAAGGCACUUACGUCUGAAGUGUAAGGUUUUGCGAGUAACGUUCUAAUAUUCUUAUCUUGAUAAGAAAUUGUUACAGCAAAAUGAAAAUCUUAUAUUUACAACCACGUUUUUCUGAGAGUGUUCAAAUAUAACAGAGACUGCUAUGUUACCAUACGUUUCCGGUAGCGGUCUACAUAUAAUGACGCAAGAUGUCAACGACUUCGUAAUUUUUGCGUGGAAUUCAUUCGUUGUGUUUCUUCUGCCUUUACUGUAUUUUUCGUAUACAUAUACCCUAAAGAGGUGAGUUACAAAAUCGAGUUGCUCGAAGAUAAUUCCUCAUUUUUGAAGUUUACAAUAAUCUGUGUGUGUUUUCAUUGAUAAACGUCUAAAUUUCCUAACGUGCAAUGACAGAAGCUACUACGAACGUGAUCGUUCUUUAUUAUUGAACGCCAAUUGUAGCAACGACAGUGAUAAUUUUAUGUGAUCUCUUUUGAAAGUAUUUAUUUUAAAGACAAGAUUUUCGUCACACCCAGUAUGUCUAUGGACGCUGCGAGGCGGAAACAUGAAAGAGCUUCAAACAUAGUGUGAGAACUUUCUUUGAAUUACGACGUCUCUUACGUAAGACAGGCCUGGAGUGACUCACAUUGUCCACUGUUUGCGUAAUGGCGACUCCAGGUGCCUGUAUAAAAGCAAGCCAUGAGAGGGCAAGUCUAACUUGAAACCCGUAGAUGUAUUAAAACAGUCCGUGCAAUAUUUCUAAUGUAAUACUUACUUUUCUGCUUACUGAACAAUGUA